This is a messenger RNA of Ostrinia furnacalis (Asian corn borer), 866 nucleotides long. Its product is annotated as EF-hand calcium-binding domain-containing protein 1-like. The transcript has 5 exons. NCBI's taxonomy places the organism in Eukaryota, Metazoa, Arthropoda, Insecta, Lepidoptera, Crambidae. The coding region runs from base 1 to 825 and encodes 274 amino acids. Gene Ontology annotation, molecular function: calcium ion binding. The record is from RefSeq and is a predicted model, not a curated record.
AUGGCAACCGACAAGCAGCUGAGUAUGGCAGCGAGCGCCAUAGCGUUGCGUGGCGUCCGUCUUUUCCUAAGUGCUGGACGCAACGCCAUGGAGCGUCGAGCCCAGCCGGCCGCAGAACCGGCCAAGCACAGACCCAAGCCGAAGCCCGUGGUCCCAGGGGCCAGGCCUCCGCAGAAGGUCUUUGAUAUGCUGGCUAGGACUUCUAAAUUUAACAAGCAUGAACUGGAGGCUCUGUACGCGAUGUACCGGCGGCUGGUGACGGCCGCCCAGGGGAUCUUGCCGCCCACCGCCAUAGGACAACCGCCCGCGAAAGUCGAUGGUAUAGACCAAGGCACUUUCCGCGAUGUGAUGCACAACACCUUCGACAUGAUCACGGAGGAGGCCAUCUUGGAAAGAAUAUGGAUCACAUGGGACCGCGGGGCGAGUGGUGGGGAGGGCGCCCUGAAGUUUGAAGCGUGGGUGCGCGGGCUGAGCGUACUACUAAGAGGGACUGAGGAGGAGCGGAGGAACCACUGCUUCGCUGUGUACGACCUGAAUGCUGAUGGAUAUAUUACCAGGGAUGAGAUGUUCGUGCUGCUGAAGAACUCCCUCCUCAAACAGCCAGGAGACGAAGAUCCCGACGAAGGUGUACGGGAUCUGGUUGAGCUGGUCCUCAGGAAGAUGGACGUCGACAAGGACGGACGAGUAUCUCCUGAAGACUACAAAGAUGCUGUAGAACAAGAACCAUUGUUGUUAGAAGCAUUCGGCCAGUGUCUUCCAUCCAGGCGUCACGCCCUUGCUUUCCUGAAAACUUUGAAUCCUAAGCCCAAGGACUUACGGUCCUGAAUAAGAUAAUCUAAAGUUUUAAUUGAAGUCGGUGAAACGUC